Messenger RNA from Papaver somniferum (opium poppy), 1967 nucleotides. Its product is annotated as alanine--glyoxylate aminotransferase 2 homolog 3, mitochondrial-like. Gene Ontology annotation, molecular function: pyridoxal phosphate binding; transaminase activity. Gene Ontology annotation, cellular component: mitochondrion. Bases 204 to 1634 code for a protein of 476 amino acids. The record is from RefSeq and is a predicted model, not a curated record. Lineage: Eukaryota; Viridiplantae; Streptophyta; Magnoliopsida; Ranunculales; Papaveraceae. The transcript has 9 exons.
CUGUUUCUGCCUCCUCUGUUCUUCCACUUGUACUUCUUUUCAUCUUCACAGCACACCAACCUAAUUUUGUUUCUUUCCUUCUGGAGGUGGUGGUGGUGGAAAAGAAGAAGAAGAGUUUCUUUUGUUGUCUCACUGAGUAAAAAAAUCUCCAUUCUUUUCUCUGGUUUUCAUCUGCAAUACAAUCAAUCUGUCAAUUACACAGGAUGCAGAGAUUAGUGAAAAGGGUGGUUACAGGAAGGAAAAAUCUGAAAGAAACCCAACGAUUCUUUUCACAAUCUGCUGUACAAAAGACUGAAGAAGAACAAAAUGAAACCGUUCUUCCAAAAAUGCCCUCUUUCAAUUACAUACCACCACCAUAUACAGGACCAUCAGCUGCUGAGAUCUUGCAGAAACGGAAAGAGUAUCUUAGUCCUUCACUCUUCUCUCUCUACAAAAAAAAGUUGAAUAUUGUGGAUGGGAAGAGGCAAUAUUUGUUUGAUGAAAAUGGCCGAAGAUAUCUUGAUGCAUUUGGUGGGAUAGCAGUUGUAUGUGCUGGACAUUGUCAUCCUGAUGUGGUUGAAGCUAUUGUCAAUCAAGCUAAAAAGAUUCAACAUUCUACUGUUAUGUAUCUCAACAAUUGUAUUUCCGAUUUCGCUGAAGCACUCGCCGCUAAGAUGCCCGGAGAUCUCAAGGUUGUGUUUUUUACUAAUUCAGGAACGGAGGCGAAUGAAUUGGCUAUGAUGAUUGCUAGGUUGUAUAGUGGGUGUCAAGAUAUUAUAUCGAUUAGGAAUGCUUACCAUGGAAAUGCAGCAGGAACCAUGGGAGCUACUGCUCAAAGUAUCUGGAAAUUCAAUGUUGUACAGAGUGGAGUUCAUCAUGCUUUGAACCCAGAUCAGUAUAGAGGUGCUUUUGGUUCAGAUGGAGAAAAGUAUGCGAAAGAUGUACAAGACCUUAUUGAUUAUGGAACUAGUGGUCGUGUUGGUGGUUUCAUUUCUGAAGCUAUACAGGGAGUGGGUGGAAUUAUGGAGUUGGCGCCCGGUUAUUUGCCUGCUGUGUAUAGCAGCAUAAAGAAAGCAGGUGGAGUAACUAUUGCUGAUGAAGUCCAAUGUGGGUUUGCUCGAACUGGUGACUUCUGGGGUUUCGAAGCACAUGGUGUUGUGCCUGAUAUAGUGACGAUGGCAAAGGGUAUUGGAAAUGGUAUUCCUCUUGGUGCAGUGGUGACCACUCCUGAGAUAGCACAGGUCUUGACCCAGCGUAGCUACUUCAACACUUUUGGUGGAAACCCUCUGUGUACUUCAGCUGGACAUGCCGUCUUGAAAGUACUUGAGAAAGAAAAGCUCCAAGAGAACGCACGUGAUGUGGGUUCUUAUAUGAAAAAUCGCCUCCAUGCUCUACAGAACAAAUAUGAAAUUAUUGGGGACGUGAGAGGAAGGGGUUUGAUGCUAGGAGUUGAAUUGGUAACUGAUCGUGACUUGAAGACUCCAGCCAAGGCUGAAACUUUACAUAUAAUGGACCAGAUGAAAGAAAUGGGAGUAUUGAUUGGGAAAGGUGGUUUCCAUGGAAACGUAUUCAGAAUCACACCACCCCUUUGCUUCACAAAGGAAGAUGCAGACUAUCUUGUGGAUGUGAUGGAUAUCAUACUGGCGAAGAUGUGAAACAUGCUGCUGGGCUAAACUUAUGGCUAAAUGAAAUGGCAACAGAAGAAGAAAAGAAGAAAUCUAUAUUAGAAACAUCCAUAGAUAGAUCACCAUAUUUAGAAAUGCAGGUUUCUGUCAAAUGUCAUUUGUCAAUUAUCUAAAAUUAUACUAUGAAAUAAAAAGAAGUUGUAACGUCCCCUGGCAAUGCCGAUGCGUUACUACAGGAGUAGAUGAUGAGACAUCACCUCGUUGUCUCUCACUCUCCGGCUAUUUAUCUCUUGCUUUCCCUAUUUUAGUUUUGUUUCUCCGGUUAUCAGACCUUAAUAUAUGAAUGUUGUUUUAUUCUGUGGA